Molecule: messenger RNA, 1060 nt
Organism: Musca vetustissima
Lineage: Eukaryota; Metazoa; Arthropoda; Insecta; Diptera; Muscidae
Gene: Aef1
Product: adult enhancer factor 1
Exons: 2
Coding region: 98-1060 (320 amino acids)
Biological process (GO): regulation of transcription by RNA polymerase II
Molecular function (GO): RNA polymerase II cis-regulatory region sequence-specific DNA binding; DNA-binding transcription factor activity
Source: RefSeq, a predicted model, not a curated record
CCAAUCACAAAAAUUAUUCAAUAAUUUUUUGUUUAGUUGUUAAGACUUCGUAGAACACUUUUCUGCAAGAGAAGAAAAACAACGUAGCAUUCCUAGAAUGCAUAUAAAAAGUCUGCAACAUGCUCAUGCUGCUGCAGCAGCGGCAGCAGCAAUGCCAAACUGUGAAAUUGUAAUUGUAUCAUCGUCGCCUAAUCAUAAUAAUAACAACAACAAUAAUAACAAUAACAAUGAAAGUACAAAUGGAACAUCCAGCAAUGGUAGCGGUGGCGGCAGUGGAACUGGUGGUGGAGGCGGAGCCCACAAUAACAAUCAUCAUCAGCAGGGUCCAACGACUGCUGCACCAACGGAAAUUCCAAUACCAUUUAUGCAUUUGGCAGGAGUGAGCGCUGAGGCGCACGCUGCCGCCCAAGCAGCUGCAAUGGCAGCGGCCCAGGCAGCCGCCGCUCAAGCUGCGGCCGCUGAACAUCAGAACGGUGGGAAUGGACCUGCACCUGGCAGUGCUUUGGCCCACCAUCAUGCCAUACUGCAGCAACAUCCAUUGGCACAUUUGGUGGCCACCGCUGCACACAGUCCUGCACUAUCGGAACAACAUUUUAUUGCCCGCGAUGCUACCGUCUUGACUAACGGCCAUAAUGGCAAUUCAACGCCCGUCUCCGGUGGAGGUCCGGCACCGGAAAAGCCAUUUCAGUGUAAUGUCUGUGAGCGGCGAUUCCGGCAACUGAGCACACUUACCAAUCAUGUGAAAAUUCACACUGGAGAAAAACCGUACAAAUGCAAUGUUUGUGAUAAAACAUUUCGUCAAUCGUCCACACUAACAAAUCAUUUGAAAAUACAUACCGGAGAGAAACCAUUUAAUUGUACCUAUUGUCCGAAACAUUUUCGUCAAUUGAGUACAUUAACAAAUCAUUUGAAAAUUCAUACAGGUGAAAAACCUUUUGAAUGUGCCGUUUGUAAAAAACAAUUCCGUCAAUCUAGUACUCUUAAUAACCAUAUAAAAAUCCAUGUAAUGGACAAAGUCUAUGUUCCCGUCAAGAUUAAAACCGAGGAAGAGGAAGGAUGA